Colletes gigas is the source of this 2262-nucleotide messenger RNA. RefSeq lists its product as uncharacterized. The record is from RefSeq and is a predicted model, not a curated record. The transcript is spliced from 7 exons. Lineage: Eukaryota; Metazoa; Arthropoda; Insecta; Hymenoptera; Colletidae. The coding region runs from base 1 to 2262 and encodes 753 amino acids.
AUGGGCGAGGGCAAAAGCGACCGUUCUGGCAAAAGGCAAAGGUCCUCCUCCAAAGGUGCCAACAAAUCGUCCUCGGACACUGAGCUAGCGCAGGGUAAGGGCAAAGGGCGGAGACUAAAAUCCAAGGAAAAAUGGCCCCUCCUGGAUGGACUGACCGUCGACGAGCUGGCUCGUUAUCGAAGAAGGCGUGUUCAGGGCCAACCGAAGGACAAUCUUGGACUUCUUACUGAUCUGGAGGACCAGGUUCACGUCACCGAGUACUGCGAAACUUUUGGCGCAAACAGCGAAGAUUCGCUCAAGGAAAAUAUCUGGCUGGAAGGAGAGAAACCAGUCGAAGAUAUUCAACCGAAGUAUUCGAUAGAAAAUGCACAGUAUUCGGAUCGGGAGGAGCUCAAGGAACAGGAAGCGAAACUUGUCGAUUCUCAAGCUGAAAAUAACGAUCCUACGACUCCUCUGGUACACGUCGACGAUGAGAAAACGAUGGAGACUGAAACUGCAAGCUCCAAGGUCGCUGCAAAUGUAAAUCCUUCUAAACGACCGUCUCUUAUUGGAAGGGUGACUUCAAAACGGGACGGAGACCUUUAUACGAACACGGAAACGUACUCGUCGUACGUGGCUUACGAGGGUCAGCACAGACCCGAGCUAGCUCGCAGGCCCACAUCUUUGAAAAUGGAAGGCGAUCUGAGCACGACGACCGAGAAAUGCGAGAAAUUCAUUCAAUGGCUGAACGUCAGUCGUCCCGAGCUGAUGCGCGUCCCGACGCAUUUAAAGAUGGAAGGUGAAUUCGAGACGCUGACGGAGAACCAUGAAAAGUACGUGCCGUUCGUGGGCGUGCGAAGACCGGGAUUGCUAAGGCAGAACACGAAUUUGAAGCUGGAAGGAGAAUCGAACUUUGUGCCGGAGUAUACCGACGUGUUCAGAAAGCACAAUUGCAGAGUACGCUCGCAACCAGUAAAACCCGAGUCUCAUCUGAAGACUGGACGAGACAUCUUCCAGAAUACAGAGAGCACUGUUAGCUUCGGUAAUCCUCGUUCCAAAGAGGCGCAAUUAAUGUCUGUGUUGAACAAUAACGUCGAAGAAGAACGGAGAAAGCGAAAGGAGACGAAAACGAAAGAGGAAGAAAUGAAAAUGUUGGUCUCGAAGUUGGAGGAUUUGAAGGGUCCGCCGCUUGAAAUCCCUGAAUACAAAGACGCGUACAAGGAUUUUCCAAGGGAGCGUCCGAAAAUUGUGAAACCGGAGGACGAAAUCGGACGAGCCGACGGCUCUAAGGUACCCUCGUCGCCUGCAACGAAAUUCUCAACGAAAAUCGAUCAAGACCCGGAAUACAAAUCGAAAUAUUUGGAUUAUCAAAGAGAUCAUCCCGUGUACCGAAAACCGUCGUUGACUAUGAGAUCGACGUUAAUUCCUACGGAACAUGGCGCGAGUUUCGGUAAACAAGAAUCCAAACGAUAUAAUUACGAGCUUACCAGCGAAAUGAGAUCUCAGUACGUUCCUUAUGGCCGCGUGCCGAACGUCGAACCCUUAAGAAUACCAUCGAACUUGCGUUUAGAGGGGAACCUGGACCUUCAACCGGAAUAUAGAACAGCUUAUUGCACGAAACGGGAAAAUCAAUUAUACACCGUACCGAAAAUGCAUCGUAGACGAGAUCGUAGUUUAAGUGCUUCCAGACGAAAAGAUAAUUAUUGGAUAAAUAAUAAUGUAGAGCAAUUUGACUGCACGAACGUUACUCAGGAUCAAGACGCGUUUCAAGUGUUGCAUACGGAAGUUCAAGAGGACAAUACACAUAUACGUGGAAAACCACCAUCUGGUAGUCGAAGAGGUUCGAGGGCUUCGCUAAUUCAAGUUCAAAGACCAAUGCAGUCAGAUGUGCCAGAAUAUAACAGAUUAAAAGAUGAAUCGACUAAUCCUACUUAUCGACUUCACGUCUUGAACGUUGAUGAUGAACCUCAAGGUUUCCGGCGCAGACGAUCGCCAUCACUUCAGUCUUCCGGAAGGAUACGCAAUCCUUCGCCCGAUCGUGAACUUCAAAGCGAUGCUAGACCAUACUCUCCUAGUUUUGGCAAAGGCACUAAUCAACACGCCAACGGUCAAUCGUUUGUUGUUUUGGAUAACGAAAUUUUUGACUCGAACAAAAACGAGAGACGUAGAAGGCGAGCAGAUAGAAAUUACAAUGUUGAUGGCACCCUUGCUCUUUCCAAAGGAAGAACUAGAACUACAACCAAUUGGAUGCCACCGUGGUACGAUAGUACAAACACUAUUUAA